UUGUCUUUUGAUGAGCUGGAGAAAAUAUCUUACUGCUCUCGAUGUUGUCUACUUGUAGAUUGCAUAAGGCCAUCAAUGAUUGCAUGAUGAUAAAGUCCGAUAAAACGGAUACUGCUGAUUGGUAACUCGGAAAUAAGUGAUAGAAAGGAGUCAGUGCAAUCAGUGCAGAAGGACAACAUCAGCAUCAUCCGCACAAGAAGGAUAAGCAAAGAAACUUGGCGUCAGUCACUAAGCGGAGAAAAUGUUUUCUAGGAACUCCGUGUGCGUCGGCCAUAGAGUUCUAGAAUUAUGGAUUCCAGCAGAGGAGGUCUAGGGGGGGGAGUGCACGGAGUUAAGGAACCUAUCUGGACUGUUCAAAAGGCAAACAAGCCUGUUAGCCUUGAGUAAAGUCCAAUGGGGAUCUCACACACGCAAACCUAAUAGAGGCGACGGAGCUGCACGGUGUCCUGACUGACCACUGAAAAGAAGACCCUAGAGAACAAACGUUUCGGGGAAAAGUCUGGUGUCAUGGAUCUGGUACACAGCUGGGGGAUCGAGCUGGUACUGCACCUGCAGACCAAAUACGGCGGUUACAAAGGCCUUUUUAGUUUUGCUUCCGCUGUGGCUGACCUGCACACGACCUUCUUCUUUUUCUUCCCCAUCUGGUUCCAUCUGCGGCGGGACAUGGCCGUCCGGCUCAUCUGGGUGGCUGUCAUCGGUGAUUGGAUCAACCUGGUCCUUAAAUGGGUUCUUUUUGGAGAGAGACCAUAUUGGUGGGUUCAUGAGACCGACUUCUAUGGGGCAAAAGGGGCCCCUUUGCUGCAACAGUUCCCAAUUACAUGUGAAACUGGACCAGGAAGUCCGUCUGGUCACGCAAUGGGUGCCGCGGGGGUCUGGUAUGUCAUGGUGACGGCCAUACUCAACAUUGCGGCGAAGAAACGAUGUCUACCGUCACUGUACAAAUUCCUGCGUUUGGUUCUAUGGGUUGUCAUGGGUCUGGUGGUGCUGGUAGUUUGCAUGUCCAGGGUCUACAUGGCAGCCCACUUCCCGCACCAAGUCCUCGCCGGGCUGGUCACAGGCAUUAUGGUGGCCGAGGUCAUGUCAAAGGUGAAAUGGAUCUACAGUGCCAGGUUCAGGACGUACGCCAUCACCACCCUCUUCUUGACCUUCUUCGCCGUGGGCUUCUACCUGCUGCUUAAAGCUCUUGGUGUGGACCUUCUGUGGACCAUAGAGAAGGCCCAAAGGUGGUGCGCCAGGGCUGAAUGGGUGCACAUGGACAGCACGCCGUUCGCCAGCCUCCUACGAAACAUGGGCAGCCUUUUGGGUCUUGGACUGGGCCUGCACUGGCUGCCUCCGCUCGGCACCUCGGGUGCUUUCAAGACGGGGUGCGUUGUCGUCUCUCUAGGGCUGCUUGGGGUUUUGGACUCAUGGACAUUUUCCUCUGAGAACCUUGUGGCUUUCUACUGCUUGUCCUUCGGUAAGAGCGCAGUUGCACUUUUAAUACCGACCGCGUUGGCCCCACGGGCGCUCCGCUGGAUCAUCACAAAAGGUGCAAGCAGUAAAAAGUUGUGAUCAGUGGGAUUGAUUUUUGUGUUGAAUGAUUACACACAUGGGACCUUUUGGCUAAUGCUAGUGUGUUAGCAUGGAAAAUGUAGUCCAGUUUUGUUGUUUUGCUAAGAGUUAUUGUCUUGUAUACACAUGCCGGAUGCUUCAAAAUAGUUUGGAUUUAAAGUACAAGCUAGGCAUUAGCUAAUUGGCUAUAUGCUAAGCGCUUCAUUAUAGUUCAUCUCAAAUGGUCAGGGGCGUGCAGAGGGAGGGACCAAUGGGGCGGCGGGACUAACGGGGUGGCGGGAUCAAUGGCCCCCGGAGCUUAAUGGUCAAAAAUAUAAAUACCAGCGGUCAAGUUAGCGACACGCUAAGCGAUUGUCUUUGCUAUUUCAUUUGUUUCCUAUCUUAAGCUUCCUUUUGUAUUGAUUCUUUUAAGUGUAUAGAACAACUCAAAUGUCAGUGUCCUAGUUCUAUUUUUGCUCCCCAGCUUUUUUUAGCUUGCCAGUCACUGUUUGGAUUUAAAAAAAAAAAAAAAAGUCAUUAGCUUACUAAUGAGAGCUACCCGUAAUAGCAUUGUUUUUUUUCCACGGGACACUUUGCACUGAUACUGAUUAAUUGUGCACAUUAAACAUUAACCCAAGCAUGCGUCGCUCACUCGGCCGGCCAACAUAGUGACACUGCCUCCACCAUACGACCACGUGGGGUCAUGAAGCACAGAGUGUCUUAAAUGACAUGUGCAUCGCAUUAAGAAGCCAAUUAAAUGUGUCAGAUUCAUCAUUUUAUGGUCAAUUCCUAUUGAAGUUAUUAAUCCGUUUGUGACUCCUUCAUUUGAAAUCUGCAGAAUUUUGUCCGCUAACUCUAAUUACAAUUAAAAAAUAAUGAAGUAGCAAAGUUUAUUAAGGUACAUGUUGCUACAUGUUGGACAAGGUUCGAGGAGAGCAUCACGUGUAUGACAUAAUAACCUUGUGACAUUCCGCCGCCGGCGAAUCCCGAUCCUUUUUUGCGGCCGUCUUAUCUGCGAGCCGUGUCGUAAUAGUCACGUCAACAUAUACCAAGACCGCAAUGAAAGAAAGGCGGCAAAGAAUGACCAGCGAGCGUUAGCAAGGUUGCACAACAGCAAGUUGUUUUUACCAAGCGUGCGCAUGGCUUGUUUUCACACGUUAUCUUAUCUCCGGGGGAAAACAACAUGUAUUAAAUGUGCUUUUCCUCAACUAUUAUUGUCCAAUAUUAACUAAGAGCUCUCGGAAAAAAAAUCCAUAUUCUUACUUUAUCAAUUGACAUCGUCACAAGUGCGUGGAUAAGAGCUGAUGUAGAAAGUCUGAGUCGAAUUAUCCCAAUAAAUUGAUUAUUCACCACGGCAUAGUACAAGAAAAACAAGAAUCUUACAAGAAAUGUGUUUUUAGAAAAAAAUUAUUUUAUUGAGGGAAAAUGGUGUCAUGUGAUGAGAACAAUUAUUUUCAGGGUGUUAACUUAAUGUUCUUUUGAGUCCUUUAACUUGUCUACGCCACACUGGCGCCUACAGGCCAAAGCCUGUACUGCAACGCGAAGCAGAUGGAAAUAAAAUCCCACAUUACUU
Molecule: messenger RNA, 3103 nt
Organism: Syngnathus acus (greater pipefish)
Lineage: Eukaryota; Metazoa; Chordata; Actinopteri; Syngnathiformes; Syngnathidae
Gene: g6pca.1
Product: glucose-6-phosphatase a, catalytic subunit, tandem duplicate 1
Exons: 5
Coding region: 508-1551 (347 amino acids)
Biological process (GO): glucose 6-phosphate metabolic process; gluconeogenesis
Cellular component (GO): membrane
Molecular function (GO): glucose-6-phosphatase activity
Source: RefSeq, a predicted model, not a curated record